This is a messenger RNA of Schistocerca piceifrons (Central American locust), 1695 nucleotides long. RefSeq lists its product as uncharacterized. The coding region runs from base 1 to 1695 and encodes 564 amino acids. Gene Ontology annotation, biological process: chromatin remodeling. The record is from RefSeq and is a predicted model, not a curated record. Gene Ontology annotation, molecular function: catalytic activity. Gene Ontology annotation, cellular component: nucleus. The transcript is spliced from 2 exons. Lineage: Eukaryota; Metazoa; Arthropoda; Insecta; Orthoptera; Acrididae.
AUGACAAUAGGGACAUGGAAUGUCAGGACCCUCCUGGACGUGAACAAUUACAGACCAGAGACAAGAACCGCUCUUAUCACCCAAGAACUAGCCCGUCUAGAUAUAGACAUAGCUGCCUUGAGUGAGACAAGACUCUCAGGUGAGGGACACAUUAGUGAGGUACGUUCAGGGUACACCAUCUUCUGGAAGGGAAAGGAUGCAGGAGAACCACGCAUCCAUGGUGCAGGAUUUGCCGUAAAAACGAAAAUAGUGAAAGAUCUUCGACUUACACCUGUCUCAAUUAAUGAAAGACUGAUGACUCUUAGAGUACCCAUUUGUUCAGACAGAUUCAUCACCUUCGUCUCUGCAUAUGCUCCUACUUUAGACAGUGAUGAAGACACAAAGAAUCAGUUCUACCACCAACUGAACAGUACUCUCUCUAAAAUACCCAUUCAAGAUAAAUUAAUUUUACUUGGUGAUUUCAAUGCCAGAGUGGGAAGGCACAACCGUUUUUGGAGAGAUGUCAUGGGUAAACAACGGGUGGGAAACUGCAAUGCAAAUGGGUUGCUACUUCUUGGUCUAUGUGCUGAGCACGAGCUUUUCAUCUCCAAUACCCAAUUCCGUUUGCGUAACCGCUAUAAGACCACAUGGAUGCACCCACGCUCCAAACAUUGGCAUCUUAUAGACUACGUUAUUACGCGACAGCGUGACAAGAAAGACAUUCUCAUCACAAAAGCAACACUGAACAUCGAUGAGUGCUGGACGGACCAUAGACUUUUAGUCAGCCGUUUGAGAGCACCAAAGUAUCGCAAGCCACGAUCCCACUUUUCAAACCCACCACGCAGAAAAUUCAACAUAAGCAACCUGAACAACAAAAACGUUCGCUCACACUUCCAAGACAUACUGUCUGAACAACUUAACAAAGGUCCAGCAACCACAGAUGACGUCGAACAAGAAUGGACCACAUUAAAGAACAUCAUCAAAGAAACUGCUGGGAAUGUUGUUGGUUGUAGUGCACGGAAAAGAAGUGACUGGUUUGAUGACAACCACGGAGAAAUCCAAGCCAUCAUCAAUGCAAAGCGGGAUGCUUACCUAUCCCUUGCUCAAGAUCCAUCCUGCGCAGAAAAGAAAGCACACUUUCAAGAACUCAAGCAGAAAUGUCAAAGUGAAAUACGAGUAAUCAAGAACAAAUGGUGGCAACAGAAAGCCACAGAACUCCAAAAUCUUUCUGAUGCAAGGAACCUGUGUGGCUUUUACGCUGGUAUUAAAGAGCUGUAUGGACCUAUCCGCUCCUCAUCAGGAGCACUGAAAGCUGCUGACAACUCCAUCAUUCUUACUGAAAGUCAGGACAUCUUAAAUCGUUGGAAAGAGCACUUCAGCUCACUGUUAAACAGCCCUUCUACUGCCGCAGGAGAUUUUCUCAAAAAUGUCCCACAGCACCCUCCAAAACCCUGGCUGGCUAAUCCUCCAACUUUUCAAGAAUUUUGCAAGGCACUCAAGAGUGUGAAACCUGGGAAGGCUCCUGGACCUGACAGCAUCCCGAUGGAGCUUAUUGAGGGUGGCGGCUUGCCUCUAAAAACUAGACUCUUCUCACUUAUUAUAAUAAUGUGGGAAACCCGCAAGGUCACUUCAGUGGUCUCUCCGCCAGCCCACGGAGGCUCAACACUCCACACCACGCUGCUCUUCAUAGCCACCACAUCUUACGCUGCCUGCUGA